Messenger RNA from Neurospora crassa OR74A, 924 nucleotides. RefSeq lists its product as hypothetical. Lineage: Eukaryota; Fungi; Ascomycota; Sordariomycetes; Sordariales; Sordariaceae. The coding region runs from base 336 to 575 and encodes 79 amino acids. The transcript is spliced from 2 exons. The record is from RefSeq and is a predicted model, not a curated record.
GUGACGAAUGUUCAGUCGCAAUGGAAAAUGACUGGAUGCCUUGUUGCAAGACCAGACCAGACGAACUGAACAAUCACACACACACAUAUAUAAUCACACCCACCCACCCCUUCCCUUUCCUCCAACGGUGAUUCAUCCAUCCUUUCUAUAUCCUCAUCAUCAAAUCAAUAAGCAUCCAUCUUGCGAAAGAAAGAAAGAAAGACUUCGACCUCGAAGCAUCAUAUCCAAUACCACAACAACCAACCUACAAACAAACAAACAAACAAACAAACAAACAACAUUCCAACCAAAAAAACAUCUAUAAAAACAAAGAACCAGAUCCAAAAAAAAACAAAAUGGGCGCCGUCGUAUCUUGCAUCCAAAGCGUCUUCCGCACCAUCGGCCGCGCCAUCAUGGGCGUCGUCAACGGCAUCGGCUCCAUCCUCAUGGCCAUCAUCAACGGCGUCAUUGGCGUGAUCGACGUGAUUGUCGGCUUUUUGACGUGCAACUACUGCGGUAGUCGUAAGGGCCGUAUGAGGAGGCGGAGCGGUGGGAUGGGUAGACGGAGACAUGCUGGGGGGACUGCGGCUAUUUAAGUCAUCGAUCGCCACUUACUUGUCGACCUACCUGCCUGGCGAGAUGACUAGGGGAUGGCGAGGGGAGAUGACGAGGGGGAUGAUUAGGGGAUAACGAGGGGAUGAUGGAGGAGACGGAUGAUACCCAGUUGAGAUUUGAAAAGGGCAUGCGGUUAAUGGUUUUUUUUUUUUUUUUUUUUUUUUUUGUUUCUUGCGAAUAGGUUUUUUUUACGGCGUCCGACGAUGGCGAUGAAGCAAGUUAAUGCGGUAAUGAGUUAUGGAGGAUAUACGAUUAGUACGAGAUGAUAAAGAUACCCUAUACCCCCCUUUGCGCUUUGCAUUCGGUUGAUAAUAUCUUGAUGAAGGAAGG